This is a messenger RNA of Halichondria panicea, 680 nucleotides long. RefSeq lists its product as uncharacterized. Gene Ontology annotation, cellular component: cytoplasm. Bases 1 to 564 code for a protein of 187 amino acids. The transcript has a single exon. Gene Ontology annotation, molecular function: protein kinase activity; ATP binding. Gene Ontology annotation, biological process: protein phosphorylation; signal transduction. NCBI's taxonomy places the organism in Eukaryota, Metazoa, Porifera, Demospongiae, Suberitida, Halichondriidae. The record is from RefSeq and is a predicted model, not a curated record.
AUGAACAUGGCGGCUCACCUGCGGCACCCACAUCUGGUCCAGUUCAUAGGAGCCACGCUGGAGGGGGAGAUGAUCAUCCUGACAGAGCUCAUGGUGCUGGAGGGAGGUCGUAUCUCACGUGAACACAUCCUCUCCAUUUCUGUGCAGGUCUGUCAAGCUCUCAACUAUCUCCACCUCAUGCAGCCAGACCCAGUGAUCCAUCGUGACAUAAGCAGUGCAAACGUCCUCCUCAACCCUCUACCUGAUGGCCGCUGGAGUGCAAAGGUCACAGACUACGGCUCGGUAAACACACAGCGAAUGUUGAACACAAUGAACCCAGGGAGUCCUGUAUACGCUGCCCCUGAGGCCGGUAACCCGUCCCUCCAGUCAUCCAAGAUGGACGUGUUCAGUCUGGGGGUGCUCUUGAUUGAGAUGUGUUCUGGCCAGUUUCCGAGUGAUAACGGACGUGAGCGCUUACUCCUCACCAUCCAAGACCGUCAGUUCUCUGACAUCAUCAGUCGCUGUAUCGAUAGAGAGAGAGACAAUCGACCAACCGCUCGACAACUGUUGAAUGAACUACUGUAACAGUAGAACUGCACUAGAUAGAUAACUUUUCCCCUCAUGUUAAUUUUUCAUGCUUGUGUGUAUAAUUAUAUUGAUUGGUUUUUUAUUCUUGAUUGAACAGGUUAAUAGAAAGGAAA